GGGGAGCUGUUAUAAGGCUCGGCCGGCCCCGUUUGCGGCGACUUCUUCUUCCACCUGGUCUUGGCGCGCUGUCUGCUCCGCUGCUCCAUGGCAACCGCCCGUCCGACACUCCGGCUGCUCCGCGGCUUGGGCCAGGCCGCCUCCACCUCCCAAGGGGGCUGCGGCUGCUGUCGCCACCACUUGUCUCUCCCCAGCGGCGCCCGCCGGCUCCAUCUCACCACGCCCAGGAAUGAAGCAGUUGUCAUAUCUGGGAGAAAGCUGGCCCGGCAGAUCAGGCAAGAGGCCCGCCAUGAAGUGGAGCAGUGGGUUGCAGCUGGCAACAAAAGGCCCCACCUUAGUGUGGUCCUCGUUGGUGAAAACCCUGCAAGCCACUCUUAUGUGCUGAACAAAACCAAAGCGGCUGCUGAUGUGGGUAUCAGCAGUGAAACCAUCCUGAAGCCGGCCUCCAUCACUGAAGAGGAGUUGCUUGAUCUGAUUGUUAAGCUAAAUGAUGAUGCCAAUGUGGAUGGCCUGUUGGUGCAGCUUCCUCUGCCUGAGCACAUUGAUGAGCGGAAGGUCUGCAAUGCGGUAAACCCUGAAAAGGAUGUGGACGGCUUCCAUGUUGUGAACGUGGGCCGGAUGUGCCUGGACCAGUACUCCAUGCUGCCAGCCACGCCUUGGGGCGUCUGGGAGAUCAUCAAGAGAACUGGAAUCCCGACCCUGGGGAAGAAUGUGGUAGUGGCUGGUCGCUCGAAGAACGUUGGGAUGCCCAUUGCGAUGCUUCUCCAUACUGAUGGCCGACACGAACGCCCUGGAGGGGAUGCAACAGUAACAAUCUCUCACCGCUACACUCCAAAGGAACAGCUCAAGCAGCACACGAUCCUGGCUGACAUUGUGGUUGCAGCUGCAGGUAUUCCUAAUCUGAUUACAGCUGAUAUGAUCAAAGAAGGCGCUGUAGUGAUUGAUGUUGGCAUAAACCGAGUCCAGGACCCUGUGACUGCGAAGCCAAAGCUGGUCGGAGAUGUGGAUUUUGAAGGAGUGAAGCAGAAGGCUAGCUACAUCACUCCAGUCCCAGGAGGGGUGGGCCCCAUGACGGUGGCCAUGCUCAUGAAGAACACCAUCAUUGCGGCCAAGAAGAUGCUCCGGCCCCAGGCCCUCGAAGCACUGAGCGCCUAAUGAUAGACUUCCCUGCCAGGCAGCAACAUUCCAAAUCUCCUCCCAAACACAGGCUGAGUGCAAUGCAAUAUUUAUUUACUGGAUGACAGUUCAUGGAAGAGUCACCCGGGAGUCUAUUUAUUUCAAGCAGUUGUGUUUCAGGGCAGUCUGCCUAUGCUCAACACAGUGCAUUAUGUAUGAUUCCUACCAUUAAGCUGCUGCUGCACAGCUGCAGGAACCAAGUAUUUGCAACUAGAAUGCCGAUGACGAUGGUGCUACUGCUGCUGCUCUUGAGAACCGAGAAUGGGUGCUCCUAGUGUGAACGUGUCGUAAUGUGUGUUGGGUGCAACUUCUAGGCAGCCUCAACUGAAGCCAGUAGAUACCAUGUGAUCUGCUAGGAUUAUGCGGCAGCUGUUCUGGAGUCAGAUGUUACUAUUGUUUUCUACACUGCCUUAUUUCUAUGACAUUUUUCGUAGUUCUUGUAGCAAAGCAGAUUAUCCUGUUUCAUCCUACACAUAUGUUUCAAGGAAGAAGUGGGCUUGGAGAGUAGGACAGUAUUUAGGUACAACAUGACAUUAGCCAUCUCAAGCUUGGGAGAGGUUCUCCAGGCCUGUUCAAGCUUGCCUGCUAUUUAGGUGGGCCAUUGGUGAACACGGCAGGUGGUAGGUGAAUAAAAAGCACAUUUGCUUGUA
Messenger RNA from Hemicordylus capensis (graceful crag lizard), 1826 nucleotides. RefSeq names its product methylenetetrahydrofolate dehydrogenase (NADP+ dependent) 2, methenyltetrahydrofolate cyclohydrolase (gene MTHFD2). NCBI's taxonomy places the organism in Eukaryota, Metazoa, Chordata, Lepidosauria, Squamata, Cordylidae. Gene Ontology annotation, cellular component: mitochondrion. The record is from RefSeq and is a predicted model, not a curated record. Gene Ontology annotation, molecular function: methenyltetrahydrofolate cyclohydrolase activity; methylenetetrahydrofolate dehydrogenase (NAD+) activity; methylenetetrahydrofolate dehydrogenase (NADP+) activity. Gene Ontology annotation, biological process: tetrahydrofolate interconversion. The transcript is spliced from 8 exons. The coding region runs from base 88 to 1155 and encodes 355 amino acids.